Epinephelus fuscoguttatus (brown-marbled grouper) is the source of this 2049-nucleotide messenger RNA. RefSeq names its product CD209 antigen-like protein D. The record is from RefSeq and is a predicted model, not a curated record. Bases 199 to 807 code for a protein of 202 amino acids. Gene Ontology annotation, molecular function: carbohydrate binding. Gene Ontology annotation, cellular component: external side of plasma membrane. The transcript is spliced from 6 exons. Lineage: Eukaryota; Metazoa; Chordata; Actinopteri; Perciformes; Serranidae. Gene Ontology annotation, biological process: biological process involved in interspecies interaction between organisms.
AGCAGAGGCAAAAUGAAGAAAUGUAAGAGAUAGUAAGGUGGCUGAAGGGCGGAGGUGAUAACUCUGUUUUGCUGGGGUAAUCAGAAACAGAGAAGAAGAAGAAGCAGUUCAGCACAGUUCUCAGAAGACACUGUUACACAUCUUUGUCAUAUUUUGGUGUUAAAUAUUUUGAGUUUUGUCUUCAAAGAGGAGGCUGAGAUGACUUUGGACCAUGACAGCAUGCCUGAUGCUUCAUCCAGGAAGGACAGACUCUUCAGACUGGUUGCUCUGAGCUUUGGACUCCUGUGUAUCCUACAAGCUGCUGCCAACAUUUCCCUGCGUCUUGCUCUCUAUGCAAAGAUGCCAGAUUAUGAGGCCAUUAUCAAAAAUCUGACUGAAGAGGGAGAAGAUUUGAAGAGGAAGAUGAUCACCUUUGAUAAUUACUCCCAACAAGGAUGGGUGUAUUUCUCCCACAGUUUUUAUUACAUUUCUUCUAUUAACAAGUCCUGGCAAGACAGUAGAGACGACUGUCUGCAAAGAGGUGCAGACCUGAUCAUUAUCAACAGCAGAGAAGAACAGGAAUUUGCAAGAAAGUUCAAAGGGCUCAGGUGGAUUGGACUGACUGACAGUGAGACAGAGGGGACAUGGACAUGGGUGGAUGGGACUACACUGAACACAAGCUACUGGAACGCUGGGGAGCCCAACAGCUAUCAAGGCAUUGAUGAAGACUGUGGAGAAAUAAGGCUUUAUGACAGGGAAUACAACUGGAAUGAUUCACCAUGUAAAAAGCUAAACUUCUGGAUCUGUGAGAAGGUGGUGGCUCCAUGACUCAGCAUCCAAAUCUGCCCUAGACUGGCAAUCGAUAAGCUGCAGGGGAAGCAUCUCAUCGUCAUGUACGAACACCUACAUGUCACCACAGGAAAAACACAGGUGUCAAUAAUAAAAUGAAUGAUGGCUAAAGUCCAUGUAACUGCUUCACUUUCAGGGUCCUGGUGUGUUGGCUCACUGUCACAGUGUCACCAUUUGUUGGGACACUUGAAUAGAACAGAGCCAUUCGUGUUACACCGUGCUUUCCUGACAAGUCAAAAUGUCUGCUAUUGUUCAAAAAAUUAGUGAAGACAGAAAUAUAUCAUUAAUUUAUUGAUCGAUUCAUUACUAAAUUAAUUAUUUUGUCAGUAGUCAUCAUUAUCAUCUUUAUAUAACACCUGAUUAUAUUGCAAUCGUCACAGUUUCAACUCUGCAAUCACUUCUGACAUCAUCAGGUCUUCAAAGUGUAUAUAAUCACAUCAGAGUGCAGAUACUUUUCAUUUGGUUACUUGUCUAACCUUCCGUAGAUGCUUUAAUGACUCAUCAGCAGUGUCAAGAGGAGCUUUUGUAAAUCUAUGAUUGCUUUACUCACUGCUUUGUGUACAGCACAACACAUUGUGUAUUUAUGAAUAAAUUGGAUCCAUUUUAUGAUAGGUUAGAAGUUGAUUUUGCAUUUUAACGGGGCCAUCGUACAUUCAUUUGCAUAUGUGACAUGCUGUAAACCCAGAUUUAUAUUAUAAUUGGCUAUUUCAGGAUAUUCAGAAAAUAAAUCAAAACCUGUUUAUCCUGAAAUCGCCAAUUUUGCUUUAUUAUAAGCUUUGAAGCAUCAGCUACUAAAACAAUGUAGAUAUUGGAUUUCUGAGCUAUGCACAGUUUGCAAAAUUGUUUUAAAUACUGUCACUCCACUGUUACAACUGUGUACUCCACUGUUCCCAGUGUACAGACAUAGUUGUCACAUAUGCCAGGGAUGGUUGUAACAUGCCUAUAAAUAUACAUAAUUAAUCAAACAAAUACUCACAAUGAAAAGAUUAUUUAUCGUUCACGUUACUGUGACUAUUCAUUCAUUGGUCACAAAAUAAAUGACAACACACAGAUGUAGCUUACAUGAUACAAAGUAGCUGGUCUGUGUUAAAGUGUAGACCUAGCUUACACUAAGUAGCAAGCUUGUGCGCAGGAGUGUAAUGUGUGUUGCUUGGCAACAGUACUGUUCCAGUUGCUGGACUAUGUGUGUUGGUGGAGCUAAAUAUAUCAUUAAAUAAACAA